Molecule: messenger RNA, 1895 nt
Organism: Juglans microcarpa x Juglans regia
Lineage: Eukaryota; Viridiplantae; Streptophyta; Magnoliopsida; Fagales; Juglandaceae
Product: sterol 14-demethylase-like
Exons: 4
Coding region: 209-1678 (489 amino acids)
Molecular function (GO): heme binding; oxidoreductase activity, acting on paired donors, with incorporation or reduction of molecular oxygen; monooxygenase activity
Source: RefSeq, a predicted model, not a curated record
UACUUCUCUCUCUCUUUCUCUCUCAAUUCCACGUUACCUUCUGAUCUCUCUUCCUCUCCUCAUCUUCUACAUUACUCUCGGAAAUCAGAGAAAUGUGAGGGGGAAAAGAGAAGAAAAUAUUAGAGCUUUCUAAGUUUCCUAUCGAUGAAAUAUUGGCCUUUGUUUUAAAUCUGAUAACUUGAAUCUCUGCAAAAUAAUUUUGCCACUGAUGAUUAGGAUGGAAGUGGAUAACAAGUUGUUCAAUAUGGGUCUUCUCAUUGUGGCCACUCUAGUGGUGGCAAAGCUUAUUUCUGCGCUUAUAGUGCCUAGAUCGAGAAAACGUCUCCCUCCAGUUGUUAAGUCAUGGCCUGUGAUCGGUGGGCUUAUCCGCUUCAUGAAAGGUCCUAUUCUGAUGCUGAGGGAGGAGUACCCAAAGCUUGGAAGUGUAUUCACAUUGACUCUGGUUAACAAGAAGAUUACUUUCUUUAUCGGUCCCGAGGUUUCCUCACACUUCUUUAAAGCCUCCGAGUCUGAUCUUAGCCAGCAGGAGGUGUACCAGUUCAAUGUGCCAACUUUUGGUCCUGGAGUAGUAUUUGAUGUCGAUUACUCAGUGCGGCAAGAGCAGUUUCGGUUCUUCACAGAGUCCCUGAGAGUGAAUAAACUGAAGGGAUAUGUGGAUCAGAUGGUUGCAGAAGCUGAGGACUACUUCUCAAAAUGGGGAGACAGUGGUGAGGUGGAUAUAAAGUAUGAACUGGAGCAUCUGAUCAUUUUGACAGCCAGUAGAUGUCUCUUGGGCCGAGAAGUUCGCGAUAAGCUCUUUGAUGAUGUUUCUGCCUUGUUCCAUGACCUUGACAAUGGAAUGCUUCCCAUCAGUGUUAUCUUCCCAUACCUGCCCAUUCCUGCUCACCGACGCCGCGACCGGGCCCGCAAGAAGCUUGCAGAAAUCUUUGCAAAAAUCAUAGCCUCCCGCAAAUGUGCUGGCAAGUCGGAGAAUGACAUGCUGCAGUGCUUCAUUGACUCAAAGUAUAAAGAUGGCCGCCCGACAACUGAGGCAGAGAUCACUGGUCUGUUGAUUGCUGCUCUAUUUGCUGGUCAGCACACCAGUUCCAUCACCUCCACUUGGACUGGGGCGUAUCUCCUCCGUCACAAGGAGUACCUAUCCGCUGUAUUGGAAGAGCAGAAGAACCUGAUGGGAAAGCAUGGGAAUAAGGUUGAUCAUGAUAUCUUGUCUGAGAUGGACGUCCUGUAUCGGUGCAUUAAGGAAGCCUUAAGGCUCCACCCCCCGCUGAUUUUGCUGCUACGUAGCUCGCAUAGUGAUUUUAGUGUGACAACCCGAGAUGGUAAAGAAUAUGACAUCCCAAAGGGCAACAUAGUUGCCACAUCACCAGCUUUUGCAAACCGCCUUCCUCAUAUUUAUAAGGAUCCAGACAGGUAUGAUCCUGACAGAUUUGCCAUUGGGAGAGAAGAGGACAAGGCUGCAGGGGCAUUCUCAUAUAUUUCAUUUGGAGGUGGCAGGCAUGGUUGCCUUGGUGAGCCUUUUGCAUACCUGCAAAUAAAGGCAAUAUGGAGCAAUUUGCUAAGGAAUUUUGAGCUGGAGCUUGUGUCACCUUUUCCUGAGAUUGAUUGGAAUGCCAUGGUUGUGGGUGUGAAGGGGAAGGUUAUGGUACGUUACAAGCGGCGGAAGCUUUGUGUAAAUUAAUCUAAGGUGACCGGCAAGUCUAAAUUAAUUACUCGAUCUUUGGGAUUUUAUUGCGGCAUCCUGUAUGCAUCUACACCCUCAAGUCGAAGUUUCAUUUAUCUGUGUUUCUAGAUAGGUCUUGCUCUCGAUUGUUGAAUUGUGACCUUCGUUAGUUUCAUGUAUUUUAUGGUGAUUUAUGUAGCUUUUAAUGAUGCUUUGGUCUUGUUUGAGUUCUAAA